Messenger RNA from Phragmites australis (common reed), 1688 nucleotides. Its product is annotated as 2-methoxy-6-polyprenyl-1,4-benzoquinol methylase, mitochondrial-like. Gene Ontology annotation, molecular function: methyltransferase activity. Gene Ontology annotation, cellular component: mitochondrion. Bases 1 to 1503 code for a protein of 500 amino acids. The record is from RefSeq and is a predicted model, not a curated record. Gene Ontology annotation, biological process: ubiquinone biosynthetic process. The transcript is spliced from 8 exons. Lineage: Eukaryota; Viridiplantae; Streptophyta; Magnoliopsida; Poales; Poaceae.
AUGAUGCGAUUGGUUGAGGUGGGGAUCCAGCGGAGCGCAGGCCACACCCUCGCUCACCUCGACCCCGCGGCCGGCGCGGACGCUGACUCCGACGCUUCUCCGGCGGUGGCAGUCGCUGUGGCAGUGGUGGACGCCCUCCUCAUCUCCUCGGCCGCCAUCCUCGUCGUCGCGGUGGCUCAUCGACGCAUACGACGUGGGGAGCACGGCAAGGGGCGUCGGCCUCCCCACUUCUCCACCUUCCUCCUCCCCGGCGUCCUCUCGCCCCACUCGUCGAUGUCGCUUGGGAGGAGCGGAGGGGGCGGGAGUCGACGGCGGAGGGCCGGGGAGGAGCGGAGGUGGGAUGCCGGGGAACGGAGGAGGCGGCGGCUCGGGCGCGGAGGGGACCAGGGAAUGGGGAGGCGAGCCGGUGAAGUCGGCGGCUCGGGCGCAGAGGGGAGGGGAGACGGAAGGCCGAGCGGACGGGGCUUCUUAAGUAGUAGAGAUAGAGAUAGAGAUAGAGAUUCUUCUCUGAGACGAGAGGCGUCGACCGAUCCACUCCGACGACUCGCCGCCCUCUUCCCCCUCGCGAUAUUCGGAGGAAGAAGGGCCUCGACAAGAGGGAGGAUUCAGGGGAUCGGAAUGGCUCUGCGGGCCGCAAGGAAGCUGGCGUCUUGUAGCCGCCAACGACGCCUCCUCCUCCUGCUGCCCUCCCCGGCCCCCAACAUGCCGGCAGCCUUCCUCCACUCCCACGCCACCAGCUUCGGGUACAAGCAAGUGCGUGAAGAGGAAAAGAGCAGAUUGGUUGGCAACGUUUUCAGCAGCGUCGCCUCCAGCUACGAUCUCAUGAGCAUCGGCCUGCAUAGGUUGUGGAAGGACAGGCUCAUUUCGAAGUUGAAUCCCUUUCCGGGGAUGAAGCAUCUCGACGUGGCUGGUGGAACAGGAGAUGUUGCUUUUCGUGUACUGGAAAGAAUUAAGAGCGUGAGCCACAGAGCUAUGCAGGGUACUCUUACUGAUGUUGAAGAAGACACUCACAUAUAUGUUUGUGACAUUAAUCCAAAUAUGCUAAAUGUUGGAAAGAAGCGUGCUGCAGAAAGAGGCUACAGAGAAGAGCAUUGUCUUAGUUGGAUACAAGGAGAUGCAGAAGCUCUGAGUUUCGAGGAUGGAUCUAUGGAUGGCUAUACUAUCGCAUUUGGGAUCAGAAAUGUGACACACAUUGAGAAAGCUCUAUCAGAAGCUUACAGAGUUCUAAAGAGAGGGGGAAGGUUCCUAUGCUUGGAGUUGAGUCAUGUGGAUGUUCCGCUUUUUAAAGAAAUUUACGAUGUUUAUUCAUUUUCUGUGAUUCCGGCUAUGGGAGAGCUAGUUGCUGGUGAUCGACAGUCGUACCAAUACUUGGUUGAGAGUGUUCGUCGGUUUCCAAAUCAGGAAAAGUUCGCACAAAUGAUCCAGGACGCCGGAUUUGAGAGAGUAGAAUAUGAAAAUCUCGUUGGCGGUGUAGUUGCCGUUCACUCUGGGCUGAAAAUGUAGAGUAGUGAGCUGAACCGCAGCUUCACAGAGCGAUACUUUUGUAUGUAAGUUCUAUUUAUUUUUCUUAUUCGCCUCCGAGUAAGGACUGAUGUAAGUUUGGCACAGUGUGUGCUACGUUGGGCAAUGAGUUGCUAAGUGUUUGACCUGCGGAAAGAAAUGCUUACAUCUUUGGUUUUGCGCCUCCA